CAAUGUUUUUACUUCAUUUAUUGUAGUGAUCAGUUAAUUCAAUUUUUGAUUAACAAAAUCAAAGAAAAAAAGUUCAUUUUUAAUUGUAGUUUUUAAUUGUUUUAUCAUUUCAUCAUCAUAAUCAAUUGUUUCAUCUGUUUCUUACACUCUUCCCACAAUUUGCUAAAUUAUUGCAACCAAUUUAAAUUGUUUUCUCAUCUUAGGACUAACUCAAACAAUUAAGAAAACACAACAACAACAAUUAGUUGAAGAAAAAAGUUUCCAAUCAUUUAGUGUAUUUUCAACAACAACAACAAAAAAAGCGAAUCAAAUUUAAUAACAUCGAUUGUGUUUGUGCUUUCAACAAUUAUCGAACUAGUUAAUUGUGUUUAUAAUUAAAGGAAUAACUGUUAACAAUUAAUUGAAUUUGGAUACAAAAUCAUUUGGAUAAUUAUUAUAUAACUUAUUUUGAUAAAGGAAAACAAAAGUGUUUCAAUCUAAUCGAUUGGUGAUCAAAUUUGGUUUGGACAAUUAUCAUCAUUCGUCAAUAACAAUUAAUCGUUAAUCAAUUCUAAUGGCGAUUUCUGAUGAAAAUAACGAUGGACAAUCAAUCUAUUAUCCAUCGGAUGAGUUUAAGGAAAACGCUCAUAUCUCAACUAUGGACCAAUAUAAGCGUUUAUAUAAAAGAUCAAUCGAGGAUCCGGAAGGAUUUUGGUCCGAAAUCGCCCAAGACUUUUACUUCAAGAAAGGACCAACUGGAUCUUUCUAUCGAUACAAUUUCGAUAUUCACAAAGGUCCAAUUGAGGUCAAAUGGAUGGAAGGAGCCGUUACGAAUAUAACUUAUAACGUUGUCGACCGAAUCAUCGAGAAGGGUUUAGGCGAGAGAACUGCUUAUAUUUGGGAAGGGACUGAACCUAAUCAAUAUCGAACCAUAACUUACAAUGAACUUCGUCGACAAAUCUGUAAAUUCAGUAAUGUCCUAAAGGCCAAAGGUAUUAAGAAAGGUGAUCGGGUCGCUCUUUACAUGCCAGUGACCAUCGAACUUGUAAUUGCCAUGCUUUCCUGUGCUCGAAUCGGAGCCAUACACUCGGUUAUCUUUGCCGGAUUUUCAGGAGAUGCAAUUGCCGAGCGGAUUCUUGAUGCUCGAUCUAAACUUUUGAUCACUUGCGAUGGUUGUUAUCGGGGCACCAAGUAUAUCCCAUUGAAAGAGUUGGCAGAUCAAGCGGUUCAGAAAUGUAAAGCCAAGAAUCAUUAUCUUGUUGCUGUAAUUGUUUAUCAUCAUCUUAAAGAGGCUGCAAGUCUUUCCCACUCUGGAAGUGGUAAUAAUAAUAAUAUACUGAAUGGGUCAAGUGGAGGGUCAAAAAGUGAAAAUAAAAUGACCACUAAACAUAUUGGUUUUAAUGGUGUUAAACCCGUUACAAGUGCUCUUGGUAUCAAUGGUGCUAACGGUGUUAAUAAUAACGCUAGUGGCCUUAAAUGUAAUGAUAAUAAAAAUAAUGAGAUGAAAAGUGUUACCGUUAACAACAAUCAAGUUAAUUGUAAUAAUAAUAUCAACGAAGGUAAAAACAAUUCAUCGUCAAAUGUUGCUGUAAAUGUUAACAAUAUCACCACAAUUAACAACACAAUCAGCAACAAUAAUACAACAUCAACACCAUCAACAGCAACACCAACAGCAACGGCAACAACAACAACAACAACAACAUCAACAACGACAAACAAUAAUCAAAAUGUUAAUAAUAAUACUAAUUGUAAGGAGGAUCAACAUGGUAAAGAGGAUAAAGUUACUGAGAAACCCAAGGAACACCCUGUUAUCCCUUGGAACCCUGAUCUUGACCAUUGGUGGCACGAAUUGAUGAAUUCAGCUGAUGACCAUUGUGAACCUGUUUGGGUUGAUGCUGAGGAUCCAUUAUUUAUUCUGUAUACAAGUGGUUCGACUGGUAAACCAAAGGGAGUCUUACACACGGUUGCUGGUUACAUGAUUUACGCUGCGACUACUUUCAAGUAUAUUUUCAAUUACAAUGGAGGCGAUGUUUUCUUUUGCACUGCUGACCUUGGUUGGAUCACUGGACACACUGUCAACGUAUAUGGAUCUUUGGCUAAUGGUGCGACCAUUGUACUAUUUGAUGGUACCCCUUUCUAUCCGGAUGCUGGUCGACUUUGGCAAAUCGUUGAUACCCACAAUGUUAAUACCCUUUAUACCGCUCCGACUGCAGUUCGAUCACUAAUGAAAUAUGGAGAUAAAUAUGUUAAACAAUAUUCGCGCAAUUCACUUAAAUUAUUGGGAACCGCUGGUGAACCAAUUAACGAGGAAGCUUGGGCUUGGUAUUUUAGGAUUGUCGGUAAUGGACGUUGUCCAAUCGUCGACACUUUUUGGCAAACUGAAACUGCUGCACCAGUUAUAUCAACGUUACCUGGUUGUACACCAAUGAAACCUGGAUCAGCGUCAUUCCCGUUUUUCGGUGUUGUACCAGCAAUUGUUAAUGACGAAGGUCGUGAACUAACUGGCCCAUCCGAAGGUCACCUUGUAUUUAAAAGACCUUGGCCUGCUCUUAUGCGAACCGUUGAUGGAAACCACAAACGCUUUGAAUAUACCUAUUUCACUCGAUUCCCUGGUUACUAUUGUACCGGCGAUGGAUGUAAACGAGAUAAAGAUGGUUACUAUUGGAUUACUGGACGAACUGAUGAUCUCCUCAAUGUAUCAGGCCACCUUUUAUCUACCGCUGAAGUGGAAGCAGCUUUAGUUGAACAUUCAGCUAUUGCUGAAACGGCCGCCGUCUCAACACCUCACAAUGUGAAAGGAGAAUGUAUCUAUUGUUUUAUCGUUCUUAAAAAUGGUUUCGAAUAUUCUGUUCAACUUGAAAACGAACUUAAAACACAAGUGCGACGUCGUAUUGGUGCAAUAGCUUCACCUGAAGUAAUCCAUGUGGCCUCAGCUCUUCCAAAGACUCGAAGUGGUAAAAUAAUGCGUCGGCUACUUCGUAAAGUUGCUCGUGAUGAAAGAGAUGAACUCGGAGAUCUAUCGACCUUAGCAGAUGACUCAAUUCUAGAUGAACUUUUUCAAACUCGAAGCAUAUAUGCUUGAUAAACUAAGACGAUAAUCAUCACUAAUCAACCACAAAAAUCACAAUAAUUCAAAAUCAUCUCUUUAAAUCAUUACCAUUUUUAAGCCUCUCCUUGUUUUCCUCUCUCCCUCUUACUCUUUUUUUUUAUUCUCUUGUCCCUCAACUUAAACAAUUUAAAGCGAUACCUUUUCAUUACUUUUAAUUGUUGUCGAUCAACUAUCAUAUUAAUCAGCUAUAUAUUAAUGCAUCAUUGCUUUUGGCAUGGAAAAUGAUAAUCAUCAAAUUUUAUUAUCCAAUUAAUCAACCAAAAGCAUCAAGAUUGAAAGACGAAGGACAAACAAGAAGUGACCAAGAAGAGCAUCAACAUUAUCAUCAAAAUCAAAAUCAUCAUCAUUAUCAACUAUGGGAAAAAAAAUUGUCAAUCAAUAAUCAAAUCAACUCUAAAAUCUUAGAGACUUUAAUUUUUUUUUCAUCAUCAA
Panonychus citri (citrus red mite) is the source of this 3520-nucleotide messenger RNA. It is a transcript of the gene AcCoAS, whose product is annotated as acetyl-coenzyme A synthetase, cytoplasmic-like. NCBI's taxonomy places the organism in Eukaryota, Metazoa, Arthropoda, Arachnida, Trombidiformes, Tetranychidae. Gene Ontology annotation, biological process: acetyl-CoA biosynthetic process. The transcript has 8 exons. The record is from RefSeq and is a predicted model, not a curated record. The coding region runs from base 554 to 3061 and encodes 835 amino acids. Gene Ontology annotation, molecular function: acetyl-CoA synthetase activity.